Molecule: messenger RNA, 930 nt
Organism: Glycine soja
Lineage: Eukaryota; Viridiplantae; Streptophyta; Magnoliopsida; Fabales; Fabaceae
Exons: 5
Coding region: 320-667 (115 amino acids)
Biological process (GO): endonucleolytic cleavage to generate mature 5'-end of SSU-rRNA from (SSU-rRNA, 5.8S rRNA, LSU-rRNA); endonucleolytic cleavage in 5'-ETS of tricistronic rRNA transcript (SSU-rRNA, 5.8S rRNA, LSU-rRNA)
Cellular component (GO): 90S preribosome; nucleolus; small-subunit processome
Molecular function (GO): U3 snoRNA binding
Source: RefSeq, a predicted model, not a curated record
AAUUCAUUUGCCGCCGCAAAUCUCACUCUCUGAUCCAAGCCGUCAUGGCAGCUGCCAACGCUCCGAUCGCCAUGAGAGAAGCUCUCACCUUGCCAAGCAUUGACAUAAAUCCGCAGUUCAUCACUUUCACGCAUGUGACGAUGGAGUCCGAUAAGUAUAUAUGCGUUUGAGAAACGGCUCCGCAGAAUAGUGUGGUUAUCAUUGAUAUGAACAUGUCGAAUCAGCCUUUGAGGAGGCCUAUUACGACAGAUUCUGCUCUUAUGAAUCCAAAUUCCAGAAUCCUUGCUUUGAAAGUGAUCAUACUCUUAAGGUGUGGAGUAUGGAUGGCCUCUCAGACAAUAUGACAAUGCCAAUUAAUUUAAAAGCAAAAGUUGUUGUUGCAGCUCAUGAUAAAGAUAUAAAUUCUGUAGUUGUUGCUCCAAAUGAUAGUUUAGUAUGUAGUGGUUCUCAGGAAGAGGGAGUUGUGAAAGGUCAAGAGCUAGAGAAUGUUGUCUCAGAUGCUGACUAUACUAAAGCAAUCCAAAUCGCAUUUGAACUGCGCAGGCCUCAUAGGCUUUUUGAGCUAUUUGCAGAACUUUGCAGGAAGAGAGUGGCUGAAAAUCAUAUGGACAGAGCACUUAAGGGCUUGGGUGGUGAAGAGCUUUGUAUAUUAUUUAACUAUAUUUGAGAAUGGAAUACAAAACCAAAGCUUUGUUAUGUUUCUCAGUUCGUGCUUUUCAGAGUUUUCAGCAUCUUUCCUCCAAUAGAUAUUGUCCAAGUGCUUUUUUUACCCUUUUAAGUUGAGAGGUUUGGUGCUUCUAAUCAUGCAUUUCUUGCAUAUUAUGAUGGUUUUUAACUUCUUAUGUUUACUGGUUUUGGCAUUCUGCUGUCUGUUUUAUGGCUACAUAUGCUACCUCAGGUAUUUAGUUAGACUUUGAUAUUGAUUCUGUU